Molecule: messenger RNA, 4306 nt
Organism: Cicer arietinum (chickpea)
Lineage: Eukaryota; Viridiplantae; Streptophyta; Magnoliopsida; Fabales; Fabaceae
Source: RefSeq, a predicted model, not a curated record
UCGUUACUCAGCAAAUUUCCUUGUGCGAGUUUCCAAAAACAUAUUUGAUAGUCUGUGAGCGUAGGAAGCAAUUCGCAGUUGCAUAGUCGUGUGUAUGGUCAAUUGAGUGAACCGAGUUCCCAAUUUGCAAUUGAAGAUGGAGUUUGGGAUUGAAGCGGUGGGAACCAUAGACAACUGUUUCGCAUCCCUUCCCUUACCUCUAAUCCAAACUCUUCACUCCACACGUUCAUCUCCACUUCCUCCAAUUCUCGCUCUCGAGCUUCGUUCUUCCACUCAAUCCUGGUUCGUUGCUUGGUCCGGUGCCACUUCUUCUUCUCCUUCAUCCAUUCAGGUUUCUCAACUAUUUGCCGAUUGCAUUUCCUUGCCGAUUCAUUCUCCCGUUCAAGUUAAAGUUGCUUCUAACAUUCCCCAUGCUUCUUCCGUUUCUGUUGAGCCACACACCGAGGACGAUUGGGAGAUUUUGGAACUUAAUUCAGAACAAGCUGAAGCUCAAAUUCUCAACCAGGUUAGGAUUGUUCAUGAAGGGAUGAGGUUUCCUUUGCGGUUGCAUGGUCACACUGUCAUUACAUUCCAAGUUGUUUCUGUUUUUCCCAAGAAUGCGGUGGUGCAACUCAUGCCAGGAACUGAAGUUGAGGUUGCUCCAAAAACACGCAAAAGAAAUUUGGAUUCAGCAGGAGAUUCACAUCUAGGCUCCUAUAGUAAAGAGAAUACUGCAAAGAUGCUGCUCCGUUUACAAGAUCCAAAUGGGUUAUGUCGGACUAGUACUCAUGUCAAAGGUGUUGAGUUUCACGUAGGGCUUACUUCUGUUGCUUUUGUUCAUCCAGAAACAGCCAAUCGCUUCUCAUUUAACAUGCUUCAGUUGGUUUCCAUAGUGCCAAGAGUAUCCAAAGAGAAAGUUAAUAUAUCCAGAACCAAUAUUAUGAAAGCCAAAAGUGGUUCGGCUGAGAAUGGAGAUACUGGCAAGAAGGAACCUCGACAGGCAGUUGUUCAUCUGCUGACUUCAGAAUCUGUGGCUAAAGGACAUGUAAUGCUAGCUAAGUCUCUUCGCCUUUAUUUGAGAGCUAGCCUGCAUUCAUGGGUUUAUUUGAAGGCGUGUGAUGUUGUUUUAGAAAAAAAUAUUCCUUCCAUUUCUCUUUGUCCUUGUCGAUUCAAACUGUUAUCGCAGAAGAAUGCUGUUGAGAAAGAUAGUCUAGAUGAUUUUCACGACCACAAGAAUUACAUCGACGAGAAAUUGCAUGCAAAACCUGCUUCAGGUGUCUUUUUGGAUACCAUAAAUUGGUCUAUCCACAGUGAAGUUGUUGCGGCUCUUUCUGAUGAAUCCAGUUACAGAGCAGAAGAAGAGGUUGCAAACCCGUCUCAGAAUCAAAAGGGAUUACAAAGUCUUGUACGACUAUGGUAUAUUGCGCAGCUUGAGGCAAUUACUUCCAUUGCAGGGAUGGAAGUUAAUUCAUUGGCUAUGGGUAGUAAAACCUUGCUUCAUUUUGAAUUAAGCUGUUACAAGAUUGGGAAGGAUGAGAAGCUUCAGCUGGCUUCUUUAGAAAACAGUGGCAAGGCAGCUGAAAUGUUAUUUCUCAUGACCUUUGGUGACGAAGAUCUGCAUCAAGGGAAACUUAAUGCAUAUAAAGUUUCUUUUGGUGGAAGACUCGAUAACACCAACAUUGAGGAUCUGAAGCUUUUUGAAAGAAUGAAAUUGGGUGAUCCCGUUUCUAUUCAUUCUAUGGAAGAGAGAGCCUCUGAAGACCACAUUAGUUCAAAUAUCUCUUUCCUCGAUCCCAUGGAGAAAACUGCUUCUGAUGUUAUCAAUAGGAUGUUGGUAUUGCUAUCUUCAGCAUGUGGUUUGUGGUUUGGCUCAUGCAACCUACCACUUCCUGGGCAUGUUCUUAUAUAUGGACCCUCAGGCUCUGGGAAAACCAUACUAGCAAGGAAUGUGGCAAAAUCCCUCGAGAAUCAUGAAGACAUCUUAGCACACGUAAUUUUUGUUUCUUGCUCAAAACUUGCUUUGGAGAAGGUGCCAAUUAUUCGCCAAGAACUUGCAAACCAUAUAACUGAAGCUUUAAACCAUGCACCUUCUGUUGUCAUCUUUGAUGAUCUUGAUAGUAUAAUUUCUACCCCUGAUUCCGAAGGAUCUCAGCCAUCAAUGUCUGUUGCUGGACUCACAGAUUUUCUGGUUGACAUCAUGGAUGAAUAUGGGGAGAAGAGGCGAAAAUCAUGUGGAUUCGGACCAAUAGCUUUCAUAGCUUCCAUACAGUCCCUAGAGAACAUACCACAAUCUUUGAGCUCUUCAGGACGGUUUGACUUUCACAUUAAGCUGCCUGCUCCUGCAGCUUCUGAGCGCAGGGAUAUGUUGAAACAUGAAAUACAAAGGCGGCACCUGCAAUGCGAUGAUGACAUCCUGCUUGAUGUGGCUGGAAAAUGUGAUGGUUAUGAUGGCUAUGAUCUGGAAAUAUUAGUUGACAGAACUGUCCAUGCCGCUGUUCGCCGUUUUCUGCCAUCUAAUGCCAUUUAUGAGCACGAGGGUCCUGCCUUACUACAAGAGGAUUUUUCUCAGGCAAUGCAUGAUUUUCUUCCAGUUGCAAUGCGUGACAUCACAAAAUCUGUUUCUGAUGAUGGCCGCUCUGGAUGGGAUGAUGUCGGUGGUCUUGUUGAUAUUCGAAAUUCUAUUAAAGAGAUGAUAGAGUUGCCAUCAAAGUUUCCAAAAACUUUUGCACGAGCCCCGUUGAGGUUGCGGUCAAAUAUCCUUUUAUAUGGUCCUCCUGGUUGUGGCAAAACUCACAUCGUUGGUGCUGCUGCUGCUGCUUCUUCGCUUCGAUUCAUAUCAGUAAAAGGGCCAGAACUGUUAAACAAAUACAUUGGUGCUUCAGAACAAGCUGUUAGGGAUAUAUUUUCUAAAGCAGCUGCUGCAGCACCAUGCCUACUGUUUUUUGAUGAAUUUGAUUCUAUUGCUCCCAAGAGAGGGCAUGACAAUACUGGAGUAACUGAUCGAGUUGUCAAUCAAUUUUUGACUGAGUUAGACGGUGUUGAGAUUUUAGCUGGUGUAUUUGUGUUUGCUGCAACCAGUAGACCUGAUUUACUUGACGCGGCACUGUUGAGACCGGGUAGGUUGGAUCGUCUUCUAUUUUGUGACUUCCCAUCCUGGCAAGAGAGAUUCGAAAUUCUUACGGUACUUUCUAGAAAGUUACCAAUGGCCAAUGAUAUUGAUUUGGCUACAGUAGCUAAUAUUACUGAGGGAUUCAGUGGAGCUGAUCUCCAAGCUCUCCUCUCAGAUGCGCAGCUUGCAGCAGUUCAUGAUAUUCUGGACAAUAUUGAUGCGUCUAGGUCAGACAAAACACCAGUUAUUACUGAUUCUCUUCUAAAGUUGACUGCAUCCAAGGCCAGACCAUCUGUUUCAGAGGAAGAGAAAAGACGACUCUACAGUAUUUAUCGCCAGUUCCUGGAUUCAAAGAGAUCUGUUGCUGCUCAGUCAAGGGAUGCAAAAGGCAAGAAGGCAACUCUAGCGUGACAAUCAAGUAAUACAGUGAAUUUGUUGAUGCAGCUAAAGCUGCUCUUUGGUAUUCUUUUUCCCCUGAAGCUGCCUUUUUUGUUCAUUUAUACCUUACUAUUGUAAAUUUGUACAGUAGUCAGAUUGAUGUUCAAUUCAUUACUUGCAAUAAUGCGAAUUCUCAAGCAGCGCGGGAAUAAUAUAUGGAGAAAAAAAAUGCGUCUCCAGUUUUUUUUCCACCUUAAAUUUGUUUUCAGUCGUGAAAUUACAAGGCUUAUUGGGCAGGGGAUGACUAGAGUAAAAUCCUCGAGGAGAAAAAUUAGAUGGAAGGAAUCUAUGAAUUGAUAACAAAAUCAUGUAUAAAUUUAAUGCAGAAUGUACUGCCCUUGUCCUGGCACAGAGAAGUUAAUAUGCUUUGUGGAUUUGUCGUCUGUUUCAUUACUUGGCAAGUUGGUUUAUGCAGCAGCUUAUGUUAGAAACUGUGAAGUUGCCGCAGACUUCUGCAGAAAAUUUCAGCUGUUGACUAUGGUGUCAAUUUCGAUCCAGUUUCCUCUUUCCUCCUCGUAUAUGAGAAGAGCUGCAAGGUUACGGCCGCACAGUUUCUUGGGAGCACUAAAUCUAUUCCAAAAUAUUUCCCAGAAUGUUUUACGAGAUAAGUUUAUAUAAUAAGUUAAUCUUAAUAGGUAUAUGGUUUUAUAAAAUCAAGCGUUAUUACUUCAUAUUUUUGGUUUUUUAUUAUUUUGUUUAGAUUCAAUUAAUAAACAUUGUUAAUGCAAUUUUUUUUUACAUUGUUUGUUAAUUACAAUUCUUAGAUAUAUUUGACUUUUA